Molecule: messenger RNA, 732 nt
Organism: Aphanomyces astaci
Lineage: Eukaryota; Oomycota; Saprolegniomycetes; Saprolegniales; Verrucalvaceae
Exons: 2
Coding region: 1-732 (243 amino acids)
Source: RefSeq, a predicted model, not a curated record
AUGGCGUUGGCGAAGGGCAAGACCAAGACACCGACCAAGAGAGAGCUGAUCGAGUGCCUGGCGCAACUUGAGGCAGGAAGCGGCGCACUGAACCUCCGAUCCCCUGACAAGCAUGUCACCACUCAAGACAAGCUGCGCCUACGAGCAUACGCGUCGCCGUUUCAGGGAUCAAAAAGCAAGCAACAGCUAUCUGUCUUGUGGGAGAAGAUUGCGAUGAGACUUAGUGUGGUGUCAGGGGUGGUUGCGUCGCACCCGUCUGCCAAAGCAAAGUACCACAGCCUCAAGCAAGAGCACUCACCCGCUACGAACCCGCCCUACUGGGAGCACAUGGUGGAGUAUUUUGGGGAUAAAAGGGGCCUUGGUCACAAUGAGUUUGGCUCGAGUGCUGAGCGUGCGAUCGACACCGAAAGCGACAAGGCUGAAGAAGAGUUUGGCGAUGUCGAGGCCUCGGUGGAUACAACACGCCCGUCAAAGCGUUCAAAGCCCUCGUCAGCGUCGGCAGCGUCCGUGGCAAGUGGUUUGGUGACGCUGGGCGAAACCCUCGCAAAAGGUUUAGUUGACGCUGCCUCUGUCGGAACUUCAAGUGCGACAAACGAAAAAUUGGACGCACUCUCGGAGAGUAUUGAGGAAUCAAAAAAGCUUCAUGCAGCUCUACUUGAGAAUAUUGUGAAUGGUAAUGCUAUCCAACGUGAGCUUCUGAGCCAUCUUCAAGGCAUUAACAAUCGUCCAUAA